ACGAAGCGGAGUCCGAAAUGUCCAACAGCUGAUAACGUCUGUGAAGUGGACUUGGGUCGACAUUAAUUAUAAAUGGUUGUAAAUUGAGGUGAUGGUAAACUCGUAGUUAAAGCAGUGAAUUUUUAAUUGACUUCAUAGUGAAAAUGGCAGUUGUCCUAACUACACAUCAACUACAAAAACUAUCUAAUCAUAAAUACAGUGCUGAAGGCAGUUCAGUUUUAGAGCCAGGGUUUCAAGUUUUUUGGCGAUGGUUGGUGGAAAAAGUACCGUUAUGGCUGGCCCCGAAUACAAUUACAAGUAUUGGUUUAGCCAUAAAUAUCCUUACAACUAUGAUAUUAGUUUUAUACAGUCCUGACGCCAAACAAGACGUUCCUGGAUGGGCGUACAUUUUAUGUGGUCUGGGAUUGUUUGCCUAUCAAUCAUUAGAUGCUAUUGAUGGUAAACAAGCUAGAAGAACUAAAACUAAUUCACCUUUAGGUGAACUCUUUGAUCAUGGCUGUGAUUCUGUUUCUACAGCAUUUGUUAUGUUGGGAAGUUGUAUUGCAUUAAAAUUAGGACAUGAGCCAAAUUGGCUUUUGUUUGAACUAGUCUCUGCUUCAUUUUUAUUUUAUUGUGCACAUUGGCAGACAUAUGUCUCUGGAACAUUGAGAUUUAGCAAAAUUGAUGUGACGGAGGGUCAAAUUGCUAUUAUUGCUAUUUAUUUCAUAACUGGUGUUUUUGGGGAGGGUAUUUGGGAAUUAGAGGUUCCACUUAUCGGAAGUUUUAAAAUGUUACCAAUUUAUGUUAGUAUUGGUGGCGCCUUGCUUCAAAUCAACAAUAAUUUCUCCAUUAUUUUUAUGAAAGGUGGAAUCGGUAGAAAUGGUUCUACUGUAGCAGGAACAAGUACAAUAUUUCCUGCAUUUCCUUUAUCAUUGGUGUUAAUAUUAGAGGUGAUAAUAUCGUAUAAAUCUCCAUCAAAUGUAUUUUAUAAUAAUCCAUGUUUGUAUGCACUUAGUUUUGGUCUGCUGGCAGCAAAAGUAACAAAUAAAUUAGUGGUGGCUCACAUGACAAAAAGUGAGAUGGAAUUAUUUGAUUUAGGUCUAAUUGGGCCUGGAAUGUUGUUUUUAAACCAAUAUUUUAAUUGUAUAAUAAGAGAAGAUAUUGUCUUGUGGCUGUGUUUUAUAUGGUGUUUGUUUGAUUUAAUAAAAUAUUCCACCAAUGUUUGUAAUGAAAUCUGCGAUUAUUUAAAUAUUUAUUGUUUUACGAUCACCAGUAAACCUCGACCUGAUAAUACAGGAAGAAAUGGAAAAAACAAAUCCAACUGAAAUCAUUCUAACCAAAAUAUAUUAUGUUAUAUAGAAUAACAAUAGUCCACACUGAUAUUUUAUACAUGAUAAUAUUGACAUGGCCAAAUUUUCAUUGGUCAUUUUACAUUACUUUAUGAGUAUUUAUUCUGGUUCUCUGAGUUUCCUGCCAUCAGGGCUGGAUUAACCAUUAAGCAAAAUAAAUACGUGCUUUGGGCAU
Molecule: messenger RNA, 1503 nt
Organism: Patella vulgata (common limpet)
Lineage: Eukaryota; Metazoa; Mollusca; Gastropoda; Patellidae
Product: cholinephosphotransferase 1
Exons: 8
Coding region: 144-1304 (386 amino acids)
Biological process (GO): phosphatidylethanolamine biosynthetic process
Cellular component (GO): endoplasmic reticulum membrane; Golgi apparatus
Molecular function (GO): ethanolaminephosphotransferase activity; diacylglycerol cholinephosphotransferase activity
Source: RefSeq, a predicted model, not a curated record